CAGAGAGAUUGUUUAUCCGCAAGAUUUGAAUGAACAUUUUUUCCUGUUUGAACACGAUGGAAUAUAUAGAUGCAGUAAAUGUGAUAAACGAUGUAUUAAUUUCAUGAGACUGGCACAACAUAUUGCUAAGGAACAUGGAAACGAUGGACAUUAUCAAUGUGGUUUAUGUCAAGAACUUGAAUCAACAGAACCAACUGGUGUUGGAUAUGUUUGCUGUGUGUGUGAUGUUGAAUUUGUUGUUCCCAGAGAACUUGAAGAUCACAUGGCCACUCAUGACACGAUGUCGACUCGUGACUAA
Molecule: messenger RNA, 298 nt
Organism: Paramuricea clavata
Lineage: Eukaryota; Metazoa; Cnidaria; Anthozoa; Malacalcyonacea; Plexauridae
Source: the annotation of a GenBank genome assembly